Molecule: messenger RNA, 2075 nt
Organism: Salvia splendens (bonfire salvia)
Lineage: Eukaryota; Viridiplantae; Streptophyta; Magnoliopsida; Lamiales; Lamiaceae
Product: probable LRR receptor-like serine/threonine-protein kinase At1g05700
Exons: 8
Coding region: 31-1755 (574 amino acids)
Molecular function (GO): protein binding
Source: RefSeq, a predicted model, not a curated record
CUCUCUAUUUCACAAUCACUGUAAAUCUUAAUGUCCCUAGUGAAGAAGGACAGUAUUUUGCUUCCAAUUGAACAUAAUCAAACUUCAAUGCACAAGUUAGUAAUCCCUUUUGUUCUCUUCAAUCUCGUACUCUAUUCACAAGGUCAACCAGAUUCAUGGAUAGGAAUAGACUGCGGCUCCAACAAAAGCACUGCCACUUUUGACCUCAUCUGGGACACCGAUGAGGCCUACAUCAAGUCGGGGACGAAUCAUCUCGUCCCCAACAGCACCCUCAUCAGCUUAGUCACUUUCCAGACCCUCCGCGUCUUCACUGACCAGAACAAGAACUGCUACACAUUGCCAAAAACCAGCAGCUACGGAUACUUCAUCAGAGCAACGUUUCUGUACGCAAACUACGAUGGCCAGUCUAGGCCUCCCACUUUUGAUCUCGAGAUUGAUGGGAAUAAAUGGACGACUGUUGUCACUACACCCACAGACUACACUUUCUAUGAGAUUCUGUAUUGGUCUCAAAAGCGUAACAUCAGUGUCUGUUUAGCAACAACAAACAAAGAUGAGUUCCCCUUCAUUUCCUCACUCGAAGCAUGGCCUAUUUAUUAUACUAUGUACACAGGUCUGAGCCGGGACAUGGCCUGGCUCACCACCUAUCGCUACGACUAUGGCUCUAGCAACGGUGUUUUUGGGUACGCAGGGGGAGACGAGUUCAACAGGAUAUGGGAGCCGAUCGCUGUAGCAGGUGCCGUCAACACAAGUGGCGGUAGUGUGUCCCCUUGCGAUGAAAAUGCUCCAGAAACUGCCGUUCAAGAUGCCAUAGAAUCUCAAGACAAUGCAACCUCACUCUUCCUAUCAUUCGGGCCAAUGAAGACCGCCACUCCUAUCUUCAUCGAGGCCUAUUUCACACAAAUGGGGGCUGGAUUCUCAGACACCAGAUCCUUCGAAAUGUACGUAUCUGGAAACGACAUGGGCACCAUCACCACAACCGACUACUACUGUUCUACAAAAUCAUUGUUUCUGCAGAUGGCGAGCAGCAACAUCACCAUUGAGCUGCACCCCACGCCAGAGUCCACGCUCCCGCCCAUCAUCAGCGCCAUCGAGAUAUAUACCGCCACUGAUCCCCUUAUUACAAACGGAACUAACCAAAGUGACUUGAAUGGGCUGAUGAGCUUCACCAACGCCUACUCUCGACUCAAAGGAUGGAGCGGAGAGCCGUGUCUCCCCACCGACACCGUCUGGCAAUGGUUGGGCUGCUCCGCCACUGUUCCACCCAGAGUCACUUCUUUAUAUCUUUCAGGAUACCAACUCAAUGGCGGUCUCACUAAUUUCCAACAAAUGCAAGCUCUUGUUGACAUAGAUUUGAGCAAUAAUAGUCUUAGUGGGAAAAUCCCAGAUUUCCUUGGACAACUACCAAAUUUGAGGAAACUCAACCUGUCACACAACGAUUUCUCCGGGGAGGUCCCAACCACAAUCCGCCACAACAAAAGGCUUGCAUACGAUGUAUCUGGAAACCCGAAUCUUGACCUUAAAGAUGGUGGUAGCUCGAAAACAGCCUUGAUCAUAGGCCUAGCUGUGGGCAUACCACUGCUUGUUAUAGCAGUGUUGCUUAUCGUAUUCUGGGUAAGACGAGUAAGAAAAACAGAAAAUGGGAGCACAAAUCCACAAGAACAUACUCCGCCCACUGCACCUCCAGCAGAUGAUCAACAAGACUACAUUGAUUUAAAACAAGAUGAAACAAUGGCUCCAGAUAUGAACUUGAGAUAGUGAUUGAUAAGUAUGAAAAUGGUGGAGAUCAUGCUCAUGCUCAGCUACCGUCUGAUGAUGACGACGAUUGUGUUGCCGUCCCUGGAGAUACAAGUAACGAUGAAUCCAUGGUCCCGGAUUUGGAUUUGGAUGAGCUUCAUGAGAUCAUUCAGCAAAAAAAGGAAGAGGCUGGUGCGCAGGGGAGAUAGUUCAAACACAGAUAAUGUUGUUGAUGUAAACCCAAAGUUCAAACACAGAUAAUGUUGUUGACGUAAACCCAAACUUUUAUCAUUCGCACAAGAAACUAGUUUGGACUCACUUAUGGUGGGACUGAUGGAGUA